CUCUCUCUUGUUCUCUGUACUCCACUCGACAGUACCUACACACUCUCACUGGCAUCUUCCCAGCUCCAUUCACUCGCACAAUCCGAAGCAGGGGCAACUGGGCAAGGCCAUGAGCUCUCCCUUUGCUCGGUCUCCUCUUCUUGCCCCAGCAGGAAGAGGCUACAUUCUGUAGGGGAUCAGACGCCAUAUCACAACAAUUCCUUCACGAAACGUCGGCGGGAGUUAAGGGUUUCAUCCCGCCUGGACGCCUGCGGCGAAGUCGGGAAACCCCAAGAUUUUAGGCAUCUGCUGCGGCCAUUUCUCGAUUCCCUGAGCAAUUACGCCGCCUAAUUUGGAUGGAUUUGGUUUUCCGAGGCCUAUCUCUGCAUCCGCUCCUGUUCUUGGCCACAUUGCCGAGUUCUUGGUCUCGUUUUGGCACUUCCAUGCGUUUGUCGGCUGCCUGCUGGAGUCUGAACACCAAACUGGCCAGCUCACGUUUCCAGUGAUUUUGGCCCUCCCCGUGCAUCAGCCUUGGAAUUUUCCCCAGUUCUUGGCGUCAGCGCGUUCAUUUGCUGGCAAUUUCCGUUUCUCCAUUCUUGACCCCAUCCCCCCACCUCCCACUCCGCGUUCUGUCGUCGAAAUCCCCAAAAUUUCCAUCUUUAAUUUCUCUCUCUUAUCUCUUGUCUUAUAAACCCUACCUACCAAGUCUGCACUUCGAGGUUGGAUCUUGCAAUGCGGCUCAUCAUCUUGUGCCUCUCCAUUUGGGCGGCUGCGUUUGCAGCCACCGUCGGCGUGGCUGGUUCAGACAUGGAGGCGUUGCUAGAGUUCGGCAGAGGUAUCCGGCAAGACCCGUCCCGCCGCCAGGUCGCUCCUUGGAACCCGACAAGUUCGUCGGAUUCCGAUGGGUGCCCCGUCGACUGGCACGGCGUGCAGUGCAGCAGCGGCAAGAUCCUUUCGAUUGAGUUCGAUGGCAUUGGGCUUGUGGGGAAUGCCAGCUUGUCGGUGCUCGCAAGAAUGUCGAUGCUUCAGAACCUGACGCUGUCGAAUAACAAACUCGAAGGGGUCCUGCCCCGUGAAUUGGGGUCUAUGACUUCGUUGCAGCAUCUGGAUCUGUCCAACAAUAGUUUUGGUGGUGCAUUGCCGUCAGGUUUCAGAAACUUGAGAAAGUUGAAGUACUUGGAUCUCCGUGGGAAUGGCUUUGUCGGCAAACUGGAUGACAUAUUUGCACAGUUGCAGAGCCCAGUCCAUGUUGAUUUCAGCUGCAACCAGUUCUCGGGGUCCCUGGCAUCAAUCUCUGAUAACUCAUCUGUGGCUAGCACACUGCAGUACCUGAAUGUUAGCCAUAAUUUGCUGUCAGGGGCAGUAUUUGCGAGCGAUCCAACGCCAUUGUUUGACAGCCUGGAGGUGUUCGACGCAAGUUACAAUGCCCUUACUGGCAAUGUACCGUCGUUUAACUUCAUGAUUUCCCUCAAGGUGUUGCGCCUGCAGAAGAAUAAUUUCUCUGGGUCCAUUCCAGAAUCGCUAUUUCGGGAGACCUCCCUGGUGCUCACUGAACUUGACCUUAGCUGCAACCAGCUUACAGGUCCAGUUAGACGUGUAACCUCAGUGAAUCUGAAGUACCUGAAUCUGUCAUCUAAUAGCCUUCAGGGAACUUUACCAAUCACAUUUGGGAGCUGUUCUGUCGUUGAUUUGAGUGGAAACAUGCUUUCAGGCAACCUGUCAGUUGUCCGGACAUGGGGAGAUUAUGUUGAGAUGAUUGAUUUGAGCUCAAAUAGGUUGACAGGAACUUGGCCAGAUGAGAGUACCCAGUUCCUGAGGCUGACUUCAUUGAGGGUUUCCAACAACUUGCUAGCAGGAGAACUGCCAACUGUUCUUGGAACGUAUCCCGAGCUGAUUUCCAUUGACCUUAGCCUCAAUCAGCUGCAUGGACCUUUACCUAAGAAUCUGUUUACGGCAGUUAAACUGACCUAUCUAAAUCUUUCAGGAAAUAGUUUCACAGGGACUCUUCCUCUUUCCAAUUCUGUAACCAGCAACUCAACUUCUAUAGACCUGUCGGUUCUUCCUGUACAAACUUCAAACCUGUCAUCUGUUGAUCUUUCAAACAAUUCUUUUAGUGGCUCUCUGCCUUCAGGCAUUGGUGGUUUGAGUGGAUUGGCGUUGUUGGACCUCUGUCUGAACAACUUCACUGGGAAAAUUCCAACAUCAAUCACCAAGCUGAAACAUUUGAUGUACAUUGACUUGUCAAGCAAUCAUUUUGACGGUAGCAUACCUGAUGGCCUCCCGGAUGAUCUCGUAGGGUUCAAUGUAUCCUACAACAGCUUGUCUGGCUCCGUUCCGAGCAAUUUGCUGAAAUUUCCUGAUUCAUCUUUCCAUCCAGGGAAUGAACUACUCGUUCUUCCCCACUCUGGAUCACGAAAUGGCGAGGCAGGUGGGAAGAAACACGGUAUGAAGCGUGGAAUUCUAAUUGCAUUGAUUGUAUGUGUUGUGGUCUUUGUUACUGGGAUCAUUGUGCUUUUACUUAUCCAUUGGAAGAUCUCUAGCUGGAAGAGUAGUGAAAAGGGCAAGGGUGAAAGUAAGCAUCCUGUAACCCAAGGACAAGAUGCUCACAGACGUGCAGAAACUCCAAGUUCGGAAACACGCGAUGUGUCGUUAGGAUCAUCGCCAUCUACAGAGUAUGGAGGUGUUCCCUUGCCUGGCAGUGGCCUGGAAAGACAGCAUGAAACACAAGAGGUGGAUCAGCCAACUGGCAGUAUUGCCACCCUUAAAGAUAGCACACAGUCUUCGAUGCCUGCAUUGAUAUCAUCACUUCCUGAUGCCAGCGCGCACCAUCACCACUCCAUCCUGAGAGUGCACUCUCCUGACAAACUGGUUGGGGAUUUACAUCUUUUUGAUAAUUCUGUGUUGUUUACGGCUGAAGAGCUCUCUCGCGCUCCAGCAGAGAUCAUUGGCAGGAGCUGUCAUGGGACAUCGUACAAGGCUACUCUUGACAAUGGGUAUGUCCUUACAGUGAAGUGGCUGAGGGAGGGCUUCGCUAAAAGCAAGAAAGAGUUCUCCCGUGAAAUAAAAAAGCUUGGUAGCGUCAAACAUCCCAGUCUAGUCUCACUGCGAGGCUACUACUGGGGUCCCAAAGAGCAUGAGAGGAUCAUCAUAUCAGACUAUGUAGAUGCCACAUCUCUGUCUACCUACUUGUCCGAGAUUGAAGAGCGGAAUCUUGAACCUCUGGCGGUGAGCCAGCGGCUUGAUAUCGCAAUCAACAUUGCUGGCUGUCUAGAUUACCUGCACAAUGAGCGGGUGAUCCCACAUGGCAACCUCAAGUCCUCAAACGUCUUGAUUCAGAAUUCAAGUCCAUCUGCCCUGGUAAUUGACUACAGCCUUCACAGGCUGAUGACUCCCAUCGGCAUGGCCGAACAGGUCCUGAAUGCAGGGGCUCUUGGCUACUCCCCUCCUGAGUUUGCAAGCACCAGCAAGCCAUGCCCAUCUCUGAAGAGUGACGUGUACGCCUUUGGCGUCAUCCUACUUGAGCUUCUGACAGGGAGGAUAGCAGGGGAGAUUAUUUGCAUGAACGAUGGUGCGGUCGACUUGACGGACUGGGUGAGGAUGCUGGCAAGGGAGGAACGUGCUUCAGAGUGCUUCGACAGGCGCAUUGUCGAAGCCGAAACCUCGGGAGGAGGAGGCACCCCUAACAUGCUAGAGGACAUGCUGCACAUCGCCAUCCGUUGUAUCCGCUCCGCAGCGGAGAGGCCGGAGAUACGGACGGUGUUCGAGGACCUUUCGUCCCUGUCCUCGUCGUGACGACAGAGAGUCCUUGGUAAUGGACCUUUCGUCCCUGUCCUCGUCGUGACGACGGAGAGUCCUUGGUAAUGGUAGCGUACAUCUCGUACUUACGUCAGUUUGUUGGAACCUAGGAGAGAGGGUAUAGUUGACAGUUGUUAGGUUUUUGUGGUGAUGUGUGUAGUGAUCUCUUUUCAGCAUUUCAUUGGUUGGUUCCUCUUCCUGGGAAGCGUCCAUUCAUUUCUUGUAGUUAGUUCACAUUCUAGGCAGCACUAGAUGAGAUAACUGAGAAUUUGUUUGUGCAUUGUGAUUUUGGACAUCUGAUAGGAAAUAAGAAAGGCUGUAGUGAUAUGGUGUUCUUUCA
This is a messenger RNA of Lolium perenne, 4114 nucleotides long. RefSeq names its product LRR receptor-like serine/threonine-protein kinase GHR1. Gene Ontology annotation, biological process: protein phosphorylation. Lineage: Eukaryota; Viridiplantae; Streptophyta; Magnoliopsida; Poales; Poaceae. Gene Ontology annotation, molecular function: ATP binding; protein kinase activity; protein binding. The record is from RefSeq and is a predicted model, not a curated record.